CCAUAGGAAGUGCCCGGCUGCUUUACAGUCGGUUUCCACAUAAAACUCGUCACCUCCCACCUUCUUCCCCCCCCGUCUUCUCUCCCCCUCUCUCUCUCUCUUUGUGCUAGCUUCUCUCAUGGCAACAGUACCAGAAGACACAGAACUGCUAAACUACCAAACAACUGUAUUAAAAGUCUCAAUACACUGCGAAGCCUGCAAGAAAAAAGUGAAGAGAGUCCUUCAGGGACUGGAAGGUGUUUAUUCCAUAGACAUCAAUUCGAAACAGAACAAAGUAACUGUAACUGGCAGCACCGACGCCGAAUCCUUAAUUCGGAGACUUAUUAAAUACGGUAAGCACGCCGAGCUCUGGCCGGAGAAAAAACCCGCAGCCUCCCUUUCUUCCAGCCCGGAAGCCGCCAGUGAUGCCGACACAAAUCCUGACGCCCCUGUGCCUAAAACAGAUCAACAGCUCCUGAAUACAGAGAAGCAGCAGCAACCGGAAGAGUUAAACAACGAAACCAUUCCCUCACCGCCCACAGAAUCAACCGCAACCGCUCCGGCCGCCGUUGAAGCCGGUGCUCGCGACGCAGCUGAUGAAUUGGAGAAGAAGGGGAAACAAACGAAGAAAGAAACGAGCAGUGUAGAUGAAAGCGCUUUAGACGGAAGACUCUUACAGGUAAUGCUGCACGGGAGUUUGCAGGGGAGUGAAGAACCGCUAGAAAAAGCUGUAGGGUAUGAUUUGCAUAAAAAAAAAGAGGAAAAAAGUCCCAAAGGGCCAUCCGGAGGUGGGCCUGUUGUAGGAAAAAUUUCAGAGGGCCUGCUGCAGAAAAAAAUUUUGGAAGGCCUGCUGCUGGAAAAGCUCUGGAGGAAGACUAUUGUAGGGGAAAGCUCCGGAGGAGUGCUUAUUGCAGGGAAAAGCUCCGGAGGGCUUAUGGCAAGGAAAAGCUCUAGAGGAGGGCCUGCAGUAAGAAAGACUCCGGAGGAGAGUCUGUUGCGGAAAAAAUUUCGACUGCAGAAUUCUAACCUAAAGCAUGCAUUGAGCUUAGGACCAAGUUUGAAAUGA
Messenger RNA from Phalaenopsis equestris, 1045 nucleotides. RefSeq names its product heavy metal-associated isoprenylated plant protein 35-like. The record is from RefSeq and is a predicted model, not a curated record. NCBI's taxonomy places the organism in Eukaryota, Viridiplantae, Streptophyta, Magnoliopsida, Asparagales, Orchidaceae. Gene Ontology annotation, molecular function: metal ion binding. The coding region runs from base 119 to 1045 and encodes 308 amino acids. The transcript is spliced from 4 exons.